GACGUCAGUUGCGAUUCAAAUCUUACCGCUCGUAACGUUAGCUGCAGAGCGAGGCGACUGCUAUUUCUUGUCAUACUUCAUAUUUUAUUUAGUUUAUCGACGGAGUUGUGCGUUAGUACGUAACAACGAUGUCUUGUCGCAGAAGUGAAGCUCUGGCGUUCUCUCUGGUGACUGAGAUCAAUCAUUCCAUGGCCAGGCUUGUGGACAUAUGGGACAGUAUUGGCAUCAUGGAGGAGCAGAGGGUAGAACGAAUGCAAACUGUGAAAAAGCAUAUAGAUGAGCUUUUGCAUUCAAUGAUUAUGGAGGAAGAGGCCUUAAGGCAUCGCAUUAGAACCGAUGUCAUUACCUUCCAGAAACAAUUGGAUACACUGUGCUUGGAACUGGGACUGGAACCAUACAAAUUGGAGCAAGACCUUACAGUCCUCCAGAUGGAGAAGAACCUGCGGUGCCAUGUUGAAUCUCUUCUAAAGGAGAAGAAUGAACGUUUAAGAGAGCUGAGUGAUUUGAAGAAGCAGGACGAGGAUUUGUGUGUAACUUUGUGCUCUACGCCAUAUUACAUCCCAUCGGGAAGUGUGCCUUCUCGAACCCAGCUGCAGGAACUCCAGGAACAUGUUGAGAAACUCAUCAAAGAAAAAGUGAGCAGGGAGAAGGUGUUCUCUGGGCUCAGGGAGGACAUCAGGAGCCUGAUGGGGGAGAUGGGACAUGAACCAGAGAGCAGUCUGGAACGGGAGUCCAUCUGCCCUGACACUGAUAUUUUUCUGCUCACGCAUGAUAAUAUCAAAGCCUUGAAACUGCUGCUCAGCCAGCUUGCAAUGAAAAAGGAAUCCUUGAUUUCCGCCCGAGACAAACUCAAAGAGCGAGCUACGAGCCUGUGGAAUCGUCUGAGUUGUCCUGAGCCGGAAAGCGAGGCGUUCCGAGAGGCUGCCAUGAGCACUCUCUCUGAUGAUAUCAGACGGUGGCAGGGCUAUGUGGAACAUCUGGAGGAGCUGCAGAUGGCUCAGCUGGAGGAGGUGGUUGAUAAGGUCCGACAGGAGCUUGUGGUUCUGUGGGACAAAUGCUUGCUUGGGCCAGAACAGAGAGAGCCGUUCAAUGUUCACUUCUGUGAUGCCCCAGCUGGCCCGCUUUGGCCCAAGGUUUUCGUCGGGCCAAAAAACCUGGGCCGUGGGCCCCGAGGAAGCACCGAUCAAGCCCCGGAAGUGACAGUGGAAAUGCAGCUGGCCCUGGCACGCACUAGCACGCCCGCUUUUGGCCUGACACUGGAAGAGGAGUUAAGAAGCCUUGUGGAAGUUUGGGAAAAGAAUCAGGGCAGUGACAAGAAACCGCUUCCAGUGAGCUACUCGGCCUUUACCAGCGAGCUCUCCAAGAAAGCCAACACUGAUGCUUUUCUCAAUUCCACCGUUAAAGACAUGCUUUGAUUGGACUGCCAACAUUUGAUACUUUUUUUUAUUAUUUAUUUUUUAUGAGGUUUAGGUCACAAAUAAUAAUGUCAGGAUUGAGACUGUACAGGAUAUAACUAUUUUCAGGUGUUUGUCUUAUUUACCUUUGACCAAUGCAGUGACUUUCCAGACAAAUUUUUAAAAAAUCACAAUUAUAUAUAUUUUUAUCUUGCUUUAUUUUGUCACUGUUUAUUUGCCUAGUCAGAUUCUGUAUAUAUUAGCUCAUAAAAGGUCAGUCAUUUGCUUGUUAAUA
Sinocyclocheilus grahami is the source of this 1689-nucleotide messenger RNA. Its product is annotated as protein regulator of cytokinesis 1-like. The transcript is spliced from 10 exons. Gene Ontology annotation, cellular component: cytoplasm; mitotic spindle midzone; spindle. Gene Ontology annotation, biological process: microtubule cytoskeleton organization; mitotic spindle midzone assembly. Bases 129 to 1415 code for a protein of 428 amino acids. Gene Ontology annotation, molecular function: microtubule binding. Lineage: Eukaryota; Metazoa; Chordata; Actinopteri; Cypriniformes; Cyprinidae. The record is from RefSeq and is a predicted model, not a curated record.